Messenger RNA from Dichomitus squalens LYAD-421 SS1, 3389 nucleotides. Its product is annotated as ARM repeat-containing protein. Gene Ontology annotation, molecular function: small GTPase binding. The transcript has 20 exons. Gene Ontology annotation, cellular component: nuclear envelope; cytosol. NCBI's taxonomy places the organism in Eukaryota, Fungi, Basidiomycota, Agaricomycetes, Polyporales, Polyporaceae. Bases 161 to 3229 code for a protein of 1022 amino acids. The record is from RefSeq and is a predicted model, not a curated record. Gene Ontology annotation, biological process: protein import into nucleus.
CCUCGCGCUGCCCUGCAGGGUCGCUGCGAGCCUUCGUCGUUGCUUUCUCCCAUCGUGUCCCGACCUUUGUCCAUCUCUCCUCCCUGUACUUAAGCCUGCACUGUCCUAAUCUCACUUCAACCCCACGUGUGUUGUCCUUGCGGAUCACUGGCAUCUCACUAUGGCUCCCCCGAGCCAAGCUCAGCCACAGCCCGUCUCCCCCGAGGAGCUAUACAAUGUCGUGUGCGGCGCCGCAUCCCAGAACCCAAGUGAAGUGCAGGUUUCGACACAUAGAUUGAAGGAUCUCCUAGAGCGACCAGGAGCUUAUGAUAUCCUGCACGAAAUCGCCGCUCAGAAAACCGUCCCUCUCCAGGUCCGCCAACAGGCCAUGAUCCAGUUUAAGAACGCGACUUCAGGUCACUGGAGGUCGCGCAAAAACUUCCCUCCCGAGAUCAAGGAUCGCAUCCGGGCACGCACCCUCUCCUUCUUGGACGAGACCGAUGACAUUAUUGCAGAGUGUAACGCGCUCGUUGUCGCGAAGAUCGCGCGGAUGGACUAUCCCGUCGCUUGGGGGAACCUCAUGUCGCAUCUCGGAGGCGCGAUCAACUCCUCCGUAGACGCUCGAUACACUAACGGCGACCCAAACGCGACCCUGGUGUUGCGCCGCUCGCUCCAAGUCCUCAACGCCGUGCUGAAGGAGUAUGCGGGAUUCAAGAUGUUGACGGGCGUCAAGACCAUGGGCAAGCUCGUAGAGGAUCUGCGACUACCCCUCCAAGCCCACUACGCGCGAAUCUCAUCCUCGCUAUCCUCCAUCGCCCCCGCCUCGCUCAGCCAAUUGCGCACGGCCGAAGACCUCCUCCUCACGCACCUGACCUUCAAAUGCCUCGUCAAGCUCGCUUUCUGGGCGUACCACCGCUACACCUGCUGCCGCGACUACCAGGAGUUCGCGCCCUGGGUGCAGGACUUCUUCCAGAACGCGGCCGUCCAGCUGCAGGCGCUCUCGGAGAUGCGCAUCGGGCUGGUCUCCGCCCUGGGCGCGGGGCCGCCCGCGGACGCCGUGUCGCAGCGCGCGCUCGACCUGCUCACGCGCCACGUGCGCGUGUUCGGGAAGCUGUUCAGGCGCAUGCAGCGCGACAACCCGGCGCACUUCGUCACGCUGCCAGUGUGCGGAGACCUGGUGCUGUACUACUGGAGCAAGGUCGUGCAGGCGACGGCUGGUCCGUCGGAGCAGAUCGCAGACUCGGCUCUCGCCGUGUUCCCUGUGCGCUUCCUCGUGCAGGGCAUGGCGCUCUUCCGCGACAGCUUGGCGCAGUGGGCGCCUGUCAAGAAGGACGGGUCGACGAACGACAGAGUGCUCACGAAGGAAUUCGUGGAGGACGCGGUGAAAAUUUUGGUGACGCGGUUCAUCCCGCUGAACCCGACUGACCUCGAAGAGUGGAUGGCUGAUCCGGAGGAGUGGGUCAACACGGAGGAGAAAGAGAACGACCAGUGGGAGUACGAACUUCGGCCUUGUGGGGAGCGCGUCCUCAUGACGCUGGCGAGCCAAUAUCCUCAGUACGUCCAGCCGCUGAUCCAAACCACAUUCAACAACCUCGUCGGUCAGCGAGCGAUAGACCUCCCUGCGAUCAUCCAGAAAGAGGCCCUGUACUGUGCAGUUGGGCGCUGUGCCAUUCGCCUGAAGGGAGCCAUCCCCUUCAAGGACUGGCUCGAGAGCUCUCUUAUGGCCGAGGCCCAAGAGACCCAUCCGAGCUACCCCAUUGUGAAGAGGCGAAUCGCAUGGCUCCUCGGCAAGCUGGUCGCGGACGAAUGUCUGACGGCGAACAACCCCAUCCUUUGGCAAGUCCUGGUCCACCUGCUCCGAGACCAGGGUCCGGGGUCCGACGCGGUGGUCCGCCUGACGGCGGCGAUAGCCAUCCGUGAAUGUGUCGAUAGCUUGAACUUCGACGCAAACACGUUCGCGCCCUUCUUGCCUCAAGUCGUCACGUCCCUGGUCCAGCUCACCGCUGAGGCGGACUCGCUGGAGGCUAAGCGAAGGAUCAACGACAGUUUGAACACGGUCAUUGAGCGUGCAGAAUCUCGUAUUGUCCCUCUGAUUAGGAUGGUUGCGGAGCCAAUACCUCAGCUUUGGACUGCUGCGGAGGAAGACUGGUUGUUCAAGGCUUGUUUGUUGGGCACGGUCCAGAAGCUUGUCGAGUCAGCGAAAGAAAAUGCCAACUCGCUGAGCGCGUUGGUCGUACCUCUUGUCCGCGAAUGUUUCAUCCCGCCUGCGUCUAUCCAACUCGACCAGGACGCGUUCGCGCUCUGGCAAAGCGCCCUCAGGAACACUAACACCAUUGAGGGCUCCCCUGGUCUCGUCGAGCUCGUCCCCCUCAUCAUUCAGCAGCUCUCGAGCAACUUCGAGCUUCUGGGCACGGUCGUGCACAUCCUUGAGUCAUACUUCUUGCUUGACGCCCCCCGUAUCCUCCAGGUGGCAGCGGUCGAUCUGCUUCGCGCAUUCAACGCAGCGAUCACUGAGGGAGCUAUCUCCACGAACAUCAAGCAUAUGACGUCAGCCCUCUGUUUGCUCACGCAGGUCGCGCCUCCGGCGCUGUGGGGGGAGGCCAUGCACAGCUCUGGAUUGUUCCUCACCGUCUGGAAGGGCUUGGAAGAGGACAAGCUCCCCACAAUUAUCCUGACUGAAUACGUGUACCUCCUCGCUCGCAUAGCAGUCGCGGACAGGCAGCUGUUCCUCAACCUCGUCUCCGCCACCGCCGAAGCGCUCAACCAGCCGGUGUCGCAGAUCUGGGAGCCGAUCCUCAACCAAUGGUGGACGCGGUUCGACAACAUGUCCGAGCCGCGCCUGCGAAAGCUGACGGCGAUGGGCAUCGCGAACCUCGUGUCGACGGGCCGACCGGAGGUGCUCGACAGGCUGUCGACCGAGAUCUGCAACCUCUGGAUCGACGUGUUCGGGGAGAUCAAGGAGGCGCAGAGCAAUACGGGCAACGACUCGUCGCUCACGCUGUAUUGGGAUCGUCCGUUUGACGAGGUGUAUACCGAGGUGGAGGGAACACUGGAGCAUGAACGUCGGAGGGCCGUCUUCGACAACGACCCUGUGCGCACGACCCAACUCACGGGGUACAUCGCCACCAAAUUGCGCGAGGCCGAGGCGGCGUGUGGUGGUGGAGCCGAGCUGCAGUCGCGCUACCUUACCAACGCUGAGCCUACACUGCUGAAGCAGAUCUACGACGCAAUCACCGGAAACCGGCCAUAAGGUUUUGAGUACUGAGCUCCGUCGCGAAAGAGCUUCUCUGUUAUGUUUUGCCUCUGGUUGUCGUCUCGCAAUGCUACUCAAGCUGUCUCGCUCGCGGUCCCUCUGUUGCUUUCCCAUCGUACUCUACCAAUGCUUACACUAGUCCACUUGAUAACAUCAC